UCAAUUAGAGUAUGACAACAGGUUAUGAUUUAGAGCCGCACGGUUAACCGUUGAAAUAUCGCGAUCUCGAUCCAAACGCCCGCACAAUCUCAUUAAUGAAAAUCCAUGAUUUUCGAGUGUCUAUUAACAUAUGAGAAACACAUUCAUUAUUCUGUUACAUAUCAGUGCACAUAUAUGGUCUAUUAUUAAAUUUAACUGUUACGUAGAUCGUGUUGCCUGCCUGUCUAUCAACGUUUGUUUAUACGUUUGUCUUUUCAAAAGUUCUGUAGCGUUUCAUGAAGUUAAUUGAGUUGGCUCCUGCGAUUUCGGCUAAACAACGUCUUCAAAACUUGUCGCGUGACUUCCGAUAAGGGAAUAUAGGGAGCAGUAGUGAUGGGAAUUAUGAUUCAUUUGAGUGAUUCGUUCUUUUUCAGUUCGUUCACCAAAAUGAUUCGUUCAGUGACCAACGAACGUAUUAAUGGACGUAUAAACUGAUUACAGGCUUUAUUAAAAUGUGUGUCUCUGAUCUACUCAUUAAAUAAAUAAAAUAAGUUUAAAUAAGUGGUUCAGAUGACCAACGCACAAGGUUUUUCUGCAUAAUUUAAAAGUUAAUUGUUUGGUCAUUUACACAUUCAUAAAUCUGAGAUUAUGUUAAACGUAAAGUUUAUGUAUUUUAAAUAAACAAGCGUGCAAAAGUAGCCUACUGUAACUGCGCUUUGCAUCCGCUUUCUGCUGAUUGCUGAACGAGACUCACAUCCUAAAUGACCGACCUACAGUGUACAGUCUCGUUCAUUUCGUUCACGGUCUCGUUCAGAGUGACUCAACAGCGACUUGGUCAGUAUGGGCGUAUUCGUUCAGUGGAAGAUCUAACCAAUUACACGUCCCUUCACAGCCGGAACUGGAAUGCUAUUUGCUGACGUGACGCGAAUGAGAGCUAACCAAUACUUUUUUGUUUUUCAGAUUUUAGAGAAGACUAAACGUAAUGAAGUCGUUUUUAUUUGAAAGAACAAUAAAUGAUACAAAAUGCACCCAAAACACAUGUGCUUGCAGUACAAUAACUGAGUAAACAGGGCUUGACAUUUUCCAUGCAAUAAAAAUGACAAUGUUCAUUUGUUUUUGUUACAUUUAACCAUCAGCUUGCAUUAUAUUAUUUUCGUAAGGAUCUUUACAUUGUGUCCGUUUCUGUACUUGUUGAACAAGAGACCUCAUCUUUCAUUUCGUUUACGAGUGAGAAGUAACAGCUCGUUCACGAACGAGAAUCAGCGGGUCCUUUCGUUCACUUACGAACGAGAUGACUGAUCGUUCAUUUCGUUCAUGAACGAGAAUCAGCGGGUCUCGUUAAGACUCAAACACAGGCUCGUUCGUUCAGUGAAGGGCGUAUUCGUUCAGUACAUUUAACCAAUCAUAUGCUCUGUCAAAGCUCACUCUCGAACGCCAUUGGCUCGUGCUUGAGACACUCUUUUAAGCCAAGACGCUCUGUGCUCGAGGGAGAGAUUUCAGUGAACGAGAAAUAUGAGUCAUUGCAUUUCGUGAACGAGAACGAUUCGUUCACUUAAAAGAUUCGUUCAAAAAGAACGAUUCGUUCACGAACGAAACAUUACUAUUUUUGCGGUACAUUGUGGGAAUCUUUAGGGAACGAACAUUUCAGUGCACUGGAAGGAUUUUGCGAAUGAGACACGUUAUUACGGUAAAAAACACGUCUUGAGAGUGUGUGGCGCUUUUCACUGUAUUUACGCUAAUAGAGAAGCUGUGCUACAAGAGCUUUCAUCGAGGUGAACAGCAUUUCCGGUUUUAGGUUAUUUUAAACUGUUUACAGGGAGGUUUGCAAUGGCAAUGGUUCCCACAACCUCUCCACACUGGAGGUGGGAGUUGGGGGAUUUCCUCAUCACCAGAAGUCAGCAAGUCUGGCUUUUUUCAGAUGGGACAGGACACAGUGCCAGGCUUUGGAUAUAAGCCUCAAAUGAAAGGGCUAUGAUUACAGAAGAACUCAGCCAUUUGUCCAGUUGCCCCCACCUAAUGGAGAAAGUUGGCAAGGUGUGGAGCAACCUGAAGAGGGGAUGUCAAUCUCUGCUUCACCCAGAAGGUGGAUCCCGUGUUGAAACGACACAACAGUUUGAAUCCCAGAUAGACACGGUAUGCCACAGUGUGCACAGGGCUCAGGGAGAAAACAUGUUGGAGGCAGCUAGUCCCUCUAGCAGUGUGGCAGCACUCCCUCUAGUGGCAUGGAGGACCAGUGGAGGUGCGUCACAACGGGGCCAUAACUGUGUAGCGGAUGUACCCCAGAUACUAGAGAUCACAGUUGAGCAGGACACUGAAGAUACUCGUGCUCCCCUGGGAACUCGCAGAGAUUCUUAUUCACGCCAUGCACCUUGGAGUGGAAAGAAGAGACACUCGUGCUCCACGAAGGCUCAGAGUUCUCUGGAGACUACCGAAAAGCGAUCGGGCCGCUCUCUGCGUAGACAUGGGACUGGUAGCAGCCGGGAGGACAUAGAAUCAGGGACAGUACGUUCACUACGUCAACAGAUCCAUGAUACAGUGGGUCUGUGCCUCCCGUUGCGCUCAUCCUCUCGAAGCAACCACCUUCCACAACCCAAACGAAAAAUCCAAAUUACAGAGCUAAUGCUGGAGACAUGCCCCUUCGCACCGGGAUCAGACCUAGCUCGAAAAUGGCAUCUUAUAAAACAGCACACAACACCUGUCAACGUGAUGCAGGUGGAUCCAUCAUCGGACGCCUGCGGUGCUACCUGCGCAUCACCAGAGGAUGAGGAGGAACGCUUGCGAGAAAGAAGACGGCUCAGCAUUGAGGAGGGCGUGGACCCACCUCCUGAUGCCCAGAUCCACACUGUGGAUGCCAUCACAGCCCCCUUAGCUUCUCUUUAUAAGCUGGGACCCAAGCUGCCACCUGGAAUGGGUGAGUCCUUAAGUGGGGGGGCAACUGCAGUUAACUGUGACUCUGAGGACGAUGACACCACCACACUUUGCUUGCAAGCUCGCAGGCCAAAGCAACGUCACUCUUCGGCGGAAGGCCAUCUGGGCGGCAAGCAAACAGGUCCUUGGAAAAUACACACCCAGAUCGACUACAUCCACUGCCUGGUUCCAGAUCAGCAGCAGAUCACGGCACUGUCCUGCUACUGGGGCGUGAUGGACCGCUAUGAGGCCGAAGCGCUACUGGACGGUCGGCCCGAGGGCACCUUUCUGCUUCGGGACUCUGCACAAGACGACUACCUUUUCUCCGUUAGCUUCCGCCGCUAUGGCCGGUCUCUACAUGCACGCAUCGAACAGUGGAACCACAACUUCAGCUUCGAUGCGCACGACCCUUGCGUAUUUCACGCCGCCACCAUCACGGCACUAUUGGAGCACUACAAGGACCCUAGCGCUUGCAUGUUCUUUGAGCCACUGCUCACAGUGCCUCUGAAUCGGACCUUCCCUUUCGCCCUUCAAAGCUUGGCACGAGCUGCCAUUUGCCACAGGAUCACCUACGACGGCAUUGGGGCUCUUUCACUGCCUCCUGCCCUUCAGGACUACCUCAGGGAGUAUCACUUUAAGCAGAGGGUGCGUGUACGCUGGCUUGAGAGGGAGCCAAUCAAGGCCAAGUGAGGCAGACUCCUCAAGUCUAACAGGAAUAAUCCUUUCAGCACUUUGCAGGGGUGGAGGAAUUACACGGUUUUUGGGAGGGGACGGGCUUUGAUGUUUUGGGAAGUUGGGACCUGAAAUUGAACACUAUAUAUAAGCUUUUAACGUUUUUUAUCACUCUAACAAAAUAAACAAUAAGUAUACAGGUAAAAGUGGCUCUCCAGUGUGCACAUUUCACUACAGCUUUUGGACUAGACUGAAAAAACGGAGAUCUUAGUUUUGUUUUACCUUCUCCCUUAGUUCUCAAAGGCUUGUUUAAAAUGGAGCUGCACUUCUACAGAAUAUUUUCAUGCCGCUCUUUCAUAGCUUGGCUGUGUGGUAACUUCACCACAUACUUCAAGUCAAACACUUUCCUGUCUACCCCUUGAGUCUCUUGUAAUAUUGCUGGCAAAAUUUGAAGGGGAGGCGAAAUGGAAGGGUAAUCUUCAAAUAUUUUUCCACCUUCUUUCAUCAUCCUUAGCUUUCAUGGUGCUCUGUCAGUGGUUCCCAUGGUAACGUUCUGCGCUCUUUCCGUGGCUAAAGGUGGCGGCAGUCUGCAGCAGGAAAUAAAAAAAGAGAUCCACAAAAGAUAGAUUGGAUCUUUGUGUCCAGAUGGCUUUCAAAAUGUAGUGCAGUGGAGAGAAGGGCUCUGUAUUCGGCUUCCUAUACACGUCCAGGAAGUGACAAGGAUGACGAUGUGCAAAACAUCAUGUGACAUCAGAGCACUUGGAUUAAAAAAACGUUACUCACACGAUGCGUUUUGUUGCUUUCAAGUUUUCAAGUUUUUCUAAAUGUUAAUUCCAACCACUAAUUGCACAGGGGGGUGACUAAUUCUAUAUAGUCGUUUUUUGUAUUGUUGUGAAUGGUCUGUCAGUGCCCUGAAAGUUGGGCGCUGGUGAAGAGCACUUUAACUUUAGCUGUGCUUGUGUUAGUGGGAGCAGCAAAGGGCAAUACAUGAACGUGCUACACUGGGACCAUUGUUGUUAGGUAUGAACACCCUUUUUUUGUAUGAAAACACUCGCUUUGUCUAACCCCCAUUGGUCUGUUGAGGACAGAGUAUGUUAUGAGGUGACCCAUAAGUGUCAUAGGAUCAGGAGGGCUUGUUACGGCCUUCAUGAUUUUGGGAUGAUUUUAGUAAUUAUUUAAUGAUUAUGAGUACGUUUGAGUACGAUACGCUUAUUCAUUUAACACUUUCCCCCAAAGUAGCUUACAAAAGAGGUAGGGAGGUUCAGGGUUUACCUAGAAGAAGCUUUAUAUUACAUUAAAGGCCUCUAUAGCCAAACCAGCUUCUUGAUCAGGAAUUCAGAAUAAGUCAGAGCCAGCGCUUAAAAAUCUUGAACUAAAUUGAGGGCAUUCAAAUGCUAUAGAAAUGUGUUUUUGAUUCAUAUAAGAGAGAGGAAAAGACCCUAUGAAUAUUGUUUUACUCUUGUUGGUUCAGUCCCAACAUCCAUACACCUACAUCAACAGAAACCCAAUGACUUAAAAAGAUAGCUCACCCAAAAAUGAAAUUUCUUUAUUAUUUAGUCACACCUAUGUCAUUUCAAACCUGGUGGCCAAACAACAUUGUACUCUGUUGAUCUCCAUUGCAUGGACACAAAACCACUGAGAAAAUAUAUUUGUUUGUGUUCCACAGGAAAAAGAUUCACAUACAGGACUUGAACCACCUGAGAGUAAAUAAAUGAUCAUUUUCAUUUUUGGGUGAACUGUCCCUUUAAGCAAUGUGCCUUCAUGCAUCUAAACCUUUUAGCUUAUAUGGUGUGCUAAGUGGAUGUGUUACCAUCAGUGGUCAAAUUGGAAAGACAUCUUAGUCCAAUGACUCUGCUUACACCAGAGCAUUUUCUUUAUGGGAGUGGUGAAUGAUGCAUUGAUGGUACUACUAGGGCUAUGGCUGUUUAAUCUCAAACAUUUCUGACUUGUUUUCAUUUGAUGAGACCGAUCAGGUAGAACUGCCAAAUGCUAACGUUAGGCUAAACUCAGGCACGUAACACAAACAGCAUGGCACAGUGCAAGCUUUGUGUGCUUAUGUGUGUAGGUUGCACUGCCCUCGUCCUCCCUGUCUCGAACCGUUUGAGAUUUCUGUUGACCUGAAAAGUUCCGUUUCAUUUGCUCCUCCCAGACUGCAGUAAUUUAUCCCGGUGCAUUUGAAAUCGUCUUCCUGCACAUUAUCCCAUCGAGUCUUUGGUUUUCUUUUGCACAAGAGGGGAUGUCAGGGUCUCCAUGGGUACAUUCAGAGACAUCACUUGAAAUUAGUGCAAUUUAGAGGCUCGGCUGGGAAGGUGACAGUGUAGCAAGUUCCUGGCAUCAGAUGCUUUUAAAUCUGAAGGGGACAGAUGUCCUGCUUACUGUUCACCUGUAAGGUGUGUCAUGUUUGUCUUUGCUCCGGACACUCCUCAGUGCACUAAUCCAUUAAACUUGAUGUGUACCGGUUUUCAUCAGGGGUGGAACUUGGUCAGAUGAGGAUGGAGAAGAUCUUUGUGUCGUCCUCUCUAGUUUCCCUAGUUUUAAAUAAUAGACUAAAAGAUCUCUCUUUUCUCUCUCGCUCUCUAUAUGUAUAUGUGCGCGUGUAUAUAUAUAGAUACAGAUUUUAAAAUGAAAUAUUUUUCGUAUUAGAAAGAAAUGCAAUAAUGUUCUUGGGCUUAGUUGUGAAAAACGUGACCAAAGGUUCUAGUUUUUAUUGUCACAGAGGGAGAGAAUGAAUGGAAAUGUCAUUGCAUUCAGUAACCAUCCUUUCGAAUUACAAACAUGUUUUAAUCUAGUUUUAGACCUAAAAGGUGAGAAUUGGCUAACUCUGUUGAUUUUUUUCAUUGGAUUUUAAAAGUGCCUUUUCUUAAUACCACAAUACACUCUCUUUAAAUAAUCCAACUCUAGUGGAACCCAAUCUAGUAAAGCAAAGUUGUUGUAGAAAAUGCAACAGAAAUUAGUGUAAAAUCAUCAAAAUGAAUUUGUGUACACAACAUUUUUAAUCCCCCUUAUUUAGAUAUCUAAAUUAAUAAGACCAUAUUUAUUUGAGCUCUUUACAGAAUGAUAUAGUUAAAUGUGUCAAAUGUAUAAACCAUUGGGUGUAUGAUUGAUUUAAAUAAUUGCACAGUAAGAGACAAUUUGCAUGGAUGGAAGCUAUGUUACAGAUUAUAAAGAAGGUUCUGGGAUGUAUGUGAUACUAUAGCUUUAGAUUGGCAGUAUGUGGCCUCAAAUGAUGUAUGGUUGUCAAUAAUCUUUAUAAGAGUAGAUGGAGUUUAUUUCAUUUCAUUCAAGGCAUUCUCCUAGGAUGUAACAAUACCUUGUCAAAAAAAAUAAGAGAACGUUGCAAGCCAUUUUUGUGCACAUUUCCAACAAGAACGAUGUUUUCUGUUCAAUGUUUUUUGUUGCAUUUCAAUACACAAACCAUAUGGAUGUGGUGUUCAGCAGUGAUGAAAACAAAAGUCAAUUGGCUUUCUGAGUUUGGUUUUAGAUUGAGAAAAUAAAAGUCUCUCACGUGAAGCAUCAAAAGUCUGUCAACUUUAGGCUCUAUAUUAUGCACAUUUGUUUUAGAUAAAGGGGCUGAAGGUGUGGGCUAGGACUGUGUGUCAUGAUGACCCUACUUGACAAUGAUUGGACUAAAGAUUUACCAAACCCUUGCACCACCCAUGACCUGCCUUUGUUUUUCUGAUUGGACCCUUGGGACUAAGCCCUCAAAACACUUUCUGCAUCAUACACCAUUGGGUUCUCUGGAGUGACGUGGAUAUCACUGUCUCUGGCCAUCUUAUGCAUUUUAUUUUUUACAUUUUGUUUUAUUUUAUUUUUUAUUAUUGGCACCUCUCUUCCCCUCUCUGUUAUCUUAUCCUUUCUUCAUUCUCUCUUAUGUACAGUUAUUGGUCCCUACCCCCAGGCUGUUACUGAGUUGUUCUGUUGUAUUAUUUUGUUUGACUGUGGGUUGCAGUUUGCUGUUUUAGGGGGGCAGAGGGUCGUGUGCUCGUGGCUCCGCAUGCCCCUCUUUCACCAGUAGCUGUCACUCUUGGUGCUCUUGGCUAAUGCUUCAUUGUCUUAAUAUUCAAAAAUAAAAGUGUUGUAUGUGUA
Messenger RNA from Triplophysa rosa, 7644 nucleotides. RefSeq names its product suppressor of cytokine signaling 5a (gene socs5a). NCBI's taxonomy places the organism in Eukaryota, Metazoa, Chordata, Actinopteri, Cypriniformes, Nemacheilidae. Gene Ontology annotation, biological process: intracellular signal transduction; phosphatidylinositol phosphate biosynthetic process. The record is from RefSeq and is a predicted model, not a curated record. The transcript is spliced from 3 exons. The coding region runs from base 1951 to 3576 and encodes 541 amino acids. Gene Ontology annotation, cellular component: phosphatidylinositol 3-kinase complex. Gene Ontology annotation, molecular function: 1-phosphatidylinositol-3-kinase regulator activity.